CCGAACUCCCUCUGCUACACCAGGGCACCGAGACAAUCAUCCAGCAACGCAACUGCUCUCCGGUCGGCAUCAGCUAGCUCCUACCAGCAAGCGCACAACAGCUACGACUUCGUUAUACUACCUUGCUUGACGUUCCUUCCUCGCAAACCACAGUACCGAGAGACAUUAGAUCCGCUGGUCAAACCCCCCAUCUACCUACUCAACUCAACUUCCAACAACCAGCUAGCGACGUACCUUUUAAGCACCAGACCAAAACCGAGACCAACCAGCCAGCCAACCAAAACCAACCCGACCCAACCCAAGCCAUUCGAAAUGUCCUUCGACACAAUACUCCCCCCUUACAAUGCCUCGGACCCAACCGCCCGUUUCCUCGCCUCCUCCUGUCUCGAUUUCUUGCUUAUCGAGCUAGUCCCCAUGGCGUACAGGAUAACCAACCAGCUCGACUCUUCUUCCGCAGAACCUUCAGCCUCUUCAGCUGGUGAUGAUGCGCAAAGUACAGCUACUGGACCAGCGCCAGGGGGGCCACAGAGGAAUAGCGUAUUAUCUUCGCGCACAGGGGGACUAAGUGCUGGUGGUGCUGGUGGUGCUGGUAUGUUGGGAGCAGGGUUAGUGGGGGGAGGAGGAGGAGGAGGGGGAGGGAGUGUGACUGGGAGUGUGAGUGCAAAGAAAAUGGAUGAAGAUGAAGAAAGGGAUGCUGUAUUUGCUAGGUUGGAAGGAUUGGGGUAUAGGGUUGGGCAGGGGUUGGUUGAACGAUUCUCCCGCGACCGACCACGCUUCAACGACACGCUGGACGUCAUCAAGUUCCUCUGCAAAGACCUUUGGACGCUUGUGUUUAGGAAACAGGUGGAUAACCUCAAGACGAAUCAUCGGGGCGUAUACGUCCUAACAGAUAACUCCUUCCGCCCACUAUCGCGAAUGUCCGCAGAGACAAGUAGCCAAGCCAUAGCCAGGGCGCAACCGUUCCUUUGGUUUCCCUGCGGUGUGGUCCGCGGCGCCCUCGCGGCAAUGGGCAUCACGGCGACCGUCACGGCCGAGUCAAGCGAGCUUCCUGCGGCGGUGUUCCAGAUCAAGACGGUCAAGACGCAAAACUGAAUGAUUUGCUACUUUCAAUUGUACAUUAGCGAAUGGGGCUUUUAAGCUUUUAUACUCAAAA
This is a messenger RNA of Neurospora hispaniola, 1153 nucleotides long. Its product is annotated as trafficking protein particle complex subunit 6B. NCBI's taxonomy places the organism in Eukaryota, Fungi, Ascomycota, Sordariomycetes, Sordariales, Sordariaceae. Gene Ontology annotation, cellular component: TRAPP complex; cis-Golgi network; trans-Golgi network. The record is from RefSeq and is a predicted model, not a curated record. The transcript is spliced from 4 exons. Bases 313 to 1092 code for a protein of 259 amino acids. Gene Ontology annotation, biological process: regulation of GTPase activity; endoplasmic reticulum to Golgi vesicle-mediated transport.